Molecule: messenger RNA, 2148 nt
Organism: Rhagoletis pomonella (apple maggot)
Lineage: Eukaryota; Metazoa; Arthropoda; Insecta; Diptera; Tephritidae
Exons: 2
Coding region: 1135-1938 (267 amino acids)
Biological process (GO): DNA integration
Molecular function (GO): nucleic acid binding
Source: RefSeq, a predicted model, not a curated record
UGUGGCGAUGAUAUUGUUUUGCAUAAUAUUGAAGACUUAUCAGUGGGUCGGAAAAGAUGGUAUGAAAAAAUCAGAGUGAAUGAUUGCCUCAUAAAUUUUAAGUUGGAUACGGGUGCCGACGUUAAUAUUUUGCCUUACAAGUAUUUUAUAAAAUACAUGAAAAAUACGAUGCUCUAUGAAGGUGGUUUGCCACCACGCAGUUAUAGUGGAGCUGAGUUGGAUUACAAAGGUGUAAUUCAAUGUUUAGUGAUGUGCCGAAAUGAAAUAAAGACUUUACAAUUCACGGUUGUUGAUACACCAUACGAACCUUUGUUAGGACUAUCAGCGUGUGAGCAGCUUAAUCUUAUAAAGCGUGUAAACGUCAUUCGUGAAGCAACAAGGGAUGAAUUUAUACGAAACUAUAGAGAUGUUUUUGAAGGCACGGGAUGUUUUGUGACGAACUUGGAUAUCCAGGUAAAGAAAAAUUCGGUUCCGGUGGUAAAACCAGCAAGGAGAAUCCCACAGUCGUUAGCAGAAAAAGUCAAAAAUGAGUUACACAAAAUGGUAGAAAAUGGAAUAAUUGAACGCAUGGAUGGUCCUAUUGAACGUGCCUCUAAUCUUGUAGUUGUUGAGAAGAAAUCAGGUAAACUUCGUUUGUGCAUAGACCCGCAAGAUUUAAAUGCAGACAUUUUAUCGGAAAAUCAUACGAUUCCAUCAUUUGAAUCUAUAUCGGAAAAUUUUUAUACAUCGCUGAUCUGUUGUCUCGAUACUUUGAUGAGGACAAUAACGCGCCCGAUAUUGAAGAUCUUAACGAAUUCGUCCAUUCAUUAAACAUCACCGACGAACGCCUAAACAGUUUUCGAAUCGAGAUAGAAAAAGAUAAGCAUUUAACGCAGUUGAAACAAGUUUUAAUAAAUGGCUGGCCUCAUAAGAAAGAGUUGUUAUGUGACGAUAUUAAAAUGUUUUGGAAGCAUCGUUCUGAUCUGUUUUUAGAAGACGGUAUCUUAUAUUUGAAUAACAGGGUUAUUGUACCGCCUGUUUUGAGAGAAACCAUAUUAUCGCAGCUGCACGUGUCUCAUUUAGGUAUUGAAAAAACAAAAAAAGCGCGCUCGCGAAUUAGUGUACUGGCCAGGAAUUGAUGGUGCUAUUGAGAAAAUGAUAACCAAUUGUGACAUAUGCCAGCGAAGUCGAUCCGCUAAUGUUAAGGAACCAAUGAUACCACACAGCAUUCCCAAUCUACCCUUUAAUAAAAUAGGCGUAGACAUUUGUGAAUUUGCAUCAAGAAACUAUUUAAUAAUAGCGGAUUAUUACUCGCGAUAUUUGGACAUAGCGCCGUUGAAAUCGAAAACAGCAACUGAGUGUAUCAAUGCACUUAGAACAUGUUUCGCCGUACACGGAUUACCUGUAGAAAUAAUUUCAGACAAUAUGCCCUUCAAUUCAUACGAGUUUAAACGAUUUUGUGAUCAAAUUGGAGCUAAAUUAACAACAACAAGCCCUGGUUAUUCGCAAUCCAACGGUUUUGCUGAGCGUUUCGUUGGGAUAGCAAAAAACUUAAUAAAGAAAACAAAUGAGAGUAAAAAAGAGUUAUGGCUGGCCUUACUCGAAUAUCGCAAUACACCGCUUAAAGAUAUUGAUGCUUCACCAGUGGAACUUUUAAUGAGUAGAAAAACCCGCACCCUUUUGCCAACAAAAACAACUUUGUUUCAACCAAGAAUCAUUCCGAAUAUAUCUAACAACAUAAAUGCAAAAAAUUACAAGUCAAAAAAAUACUACGAUCGUUCUGCAUCGCAAAAAAAAUCCUUUGUGAAGGGUGACAAGAUAUGGUAUAAGAACAACAAUAAGGGAUGGGUAAAAGCUACAAUCAUCGACACACACGAUUCACCUAGAUCAUACUGGAUCGAACUAGAAGACCAAACCAUUUACCGGCGAAAUUCGAAAUGGCUGCGAAAACGAUUAUAGUUAUUGGUAUAUUAGAAUAUUUGAACUUUUUUAAUCAUUGAAUUAUAAAUUAUUAAUGAAUUUACUUAGUAUAUGAAUUAAGAAGGGAGAUGUUAUAUAUAUGUAAACUAUGGCAUCCCCUACACACAUACAUGUAACUUACUUUACGUUGACAUCACUGUCACUUUAAUUGAAAUAAACAAAACAGUCUUGUACUGCACUUAAACGGAA